AACGUUCGCUGCACAAACUUGCUCACUUUAUUUUCUAUGCUGUAGCGAGACGAACGGUGGUGCGAGUUUUUCGUUCCACGAAAGUUAUCUUGGUUGAUUGUGAGUGGUGCGAGCGCGGAGGAACACCUCUAAUUUUGCGCAAGUGUGUUUCGGGGCGGAGAAGCAGUUUUCAGCGAUCAAAAUGAAAAUCUGGACCUCAGAGCACGUAUUCAAUCACCCGUGGGAAAAGGUGGCUCAGGCUGCCUGGCAAAAGUACCCGAACCCAAUCAAUACAGCGGUUAUCGGCACGGAUGUGGUCGAGCGGCGGGUUGUGGACGGUGUGUUGCAUACGCAUCGUCUCGUCAGUUCCAAAUGGUAUUUCCCACAGUGGGCACAGAAGCUAAUUGGAUCUCCCAAUGUGUGUUACGCUCGCGAGCAGUCCACGGUGGACCCGUCAAAACGACUGAUGACCCUCAAAACCAUCAACCUGACCUUCGGUAGCUUUCUGUCGGUGUACGAGACGGUCAGCUACGUGCCACAUCCGACCGAUCCGAGCAAAACGCUACUCAAGCAGGAAGCCACCGUACAGGUCGAAGGUGUGCCCCUGAAUCGGUACAUGGAAGAUGUUCUCACGAAGAAUAUCAGCACGAACGCGGGCAAGGGUCGCCAAGGGCUCGAGUGGGUGAUAGGGAAGCUAAACUCGGAGGUAAAAGAAUUGGCUACCUCGGCAGCUAGUAGCACGAACGAAAUCCUCACCCAGACGAAAAAGUCCUUGGACGAUAUCACGGACCAAGCGCGGAAGAGUAUGGAUGAGCUCAGUGCGACGGCCCAAAAAAUCCACAUAUAGUAACAAACGUUGCACGGCAUCUACCAUCAACACAACAAAUACAGCUGCCAGCAGCGGGGCCACAUCUUCCUCGAAGAUGGGGCAAACUACUAGAAGUGGAGGGCCAUCCGUACCUUCCAGUUCAGCUGUUUUCCACAACAACAACAACAACAGUACACGAUCCAAGAAUUCUACUGCUAGACAAUUCAAUUCUGCGACAUCUUCUAACAACAACAACAAUAACAACAGUACAACACAAAAACCAUCUUCAACUGCAUCCGCAUCGGCUAGUAAUGUAAAUCCCCCCGUUGAUUCAUCGUCCUGAUUGCGGGCGAAUCAGUUUUCGACGUUUUUUUCUUUUUCGUUUUUUCUAUCGAUUUAUCCCACCUCUCCCAGCUUUUUGCAUCUAUGAUAAUUGCAAAUAUUUAUUAUAAUAGUUUUAGUAAAUCGCCUGUACAAAUAUCGAAAUAUCAGAAGUUUCUCUCUACUGAUUUGGAGUCAUCCCGUGCACAAAAAAAAAAACACGCUGAUAAAUAUUUAGAUUGCGUUCAAUUGCCUUCUGUUUUAUUGUUUCGCAGCCCCAUACAGUUCCUACCAUCGAAGCCUAUAUUUAACGACGAAGACACGAACUCUAUUAUCAUCUCACACAUCGCUAUGUAGAUUAAUGUUAGAUGUAAAUUAGGUCUGCACUUAGGAGGAAAUCAAUGAUGCUACUCUCUGUAAAUAAGCUCAUCGGUAGUUAUUCGAAAUGUAUUGACGUGAUUCACUUAGCAUUAGACCAACAACUGUUAGUAUUAUGUAGGCAAUGUUUUCAAAUCUGUUUUUCCUCUGAGUUUGUCUCGAACGGGAGGCAAGGUGCUGACCAAUAAUAGAUGACCAAAUGACAAAGCCAUUGGUUGGGAGAGGUCGGUUAAACCGUUCAGAAGAAUAUAGCCGGUUCUAUAGGUGUUUGAGCAGGAGGUUUCCGACUGUCGACAGUAAAAUGAGUCGAACAAUUAUGCCGUAAAGUAACACAUUCCCAUGUAAAGAGAGAUAGAUUUCAUACGUAACAAAUUAUGACGCACUGGAAACACGCAAUGGGGUAGUGAGGAUCAAGACAACUUUUGUUUUUCGGUAUACAUUUGAAAAUCGGAGUUUAUUGUUCAGAUGAUAAACGAAGCGUUAUGCUUGUAAGUGUAGUAUUUAUUCGAAAUAUCAGCCAAUAUUAGAUAGCGUCAACAACCAUCGGUAAAUAUGAAUCAUAAGUCGUACCAUUUUGUCAGUUCGAUUGUUGUAAUGUUUCAGAAGAGAAUUUAAUGCACAUGCAAGCGUGUGAAUAGCUUGAGUUCUUCA
This is a messenger RNA of Toxorhynchites rutilus septentrionalis, 2137 nucleotides long. It is a transcript of the gene slmo, whose product is annotated as protein slowmo. Gene Ontology annotation, cellular component: mitochondrial intermembrane space. The record is from RefSeq and is a predicted model, not a curated record. Lineage: Eukaryota; Metazoa; Arthropoda; Insecta; Diptera; Culicidae. The coding region runs from base 182 to 826 and encodes 214 amino acids. Gene Ontology annotation, biological process: phospholipid transport. Gene Ontology annotation, molecular function: phosphatidic acid transfer activity. The transcript has 5 exons.